AGAGAGAGCGAGACAAGACAGUUCAGACUAAUGGGCAGUUUUCUGAGUGUUUCACCAGGUACAUGUCCCAGUUUUAGCUCAGCACUUUUGUUCACAGAGACUUGUCACUGGAGCAGCGCCAGGUCCAUUUGCAAGGCAGAGAAAGCGCCUGCUGCCUAAGUAGUCUGAUCCACGGGCACCAACCACAGCAGAGGAUCUGUCUAGAGUAUUGUUAUGCAAGCAGGAAGAGGAGCAGCCCCACUUUGAUCCAGGCAUCGGACGGAGGCUGGGAUGCUUCGGUCCUCGACGCUGCUUGAGCUGGAGGCUGCUGGUCGCCUUCCCAUCUGGGAAUUAGCAUAUCGGACAGUGCAGUGCACUGUUACUAGCACAGGGCUCUGUGCACAGUGAGAUCAUGAGAGGGAAGGACUGAUGGACACCUGCUCAUCACUCAGCUUCCCUUGCACUUGAUAUCGCACCACUAAGUUUUGUCAACCUCAUUUUAGACCUCAGCCCAGUGACUGUCACCAACCAUGAGCGGCGGGCUGAAUAUCAAAGUCAUAUCUCAGAGUCAGAGCGACGCAGGUGUCAGCUCGAGUUUGCCUUUACCUCGAAGCAUGAUGCCUCUUUCUAAGAUGGAUCCAAAGCAACAGUACAGCGGCCCCCCCAAUCCCACAAUGCAGUAUCAGCACGCCGCCAAACGCCUGCCCUCCUAUUCUUCAUCUUCUGUUUCCUCGGGUCCUGCAGAGCUGCUGAGAGGCGCAGCUUUAAAGAACCACCUGCUGCAGCAAAAAGUUGGCAUGUAUUCUCACAGAAGCCCGGCAGCUACAGAGCGAACUGAUGGAACAUGCUCGGCAUACAGCAGCCCGCAGAUACCAAAGAGGGAAGUCCGACGCUCUAAAGACACGCUGGACCUCCGCGCCAGCACGCUCAACCAGAAGGCUUUGCGAGACCUCCAGUUAAGACGAACCACCAACAAAAACUGGACCUUUGGGAAAUAUCGUCUGAAGAGCGUGGACAACGCAGAGGAGGAUGAAGCCUUGUGUCGGCUCUCCACUAAUGUCCAGUUAGGCCAAGGUAGAGGGCGUCUCUUUUAUUCUAAAGGUGCAAAUGGGAAUGAGAUAUCAGCUGUGUCUUCAGCUGGAAUUAGCAACAUCCAAAGAGACGCGAGGAAGAUCUCCAACCAGCUCCUGGGAGCUUCUGAAAGAGACGCGUCCAGCAACAAAUCAAAGUCUUCUCAUCACUCAUUCAACAUGCCACGCAGAAAGAGCGAGCCAGGGAAAGUCAACAUGGCAGCUGUUGCUCCCUUCAGGUUCAGGUUUCAGGUCCAUGAGGAUACAGAUCCCACCCUUGACGAUCUUAGUGACUGUUCCUCUGACUCCAUGGAGGUCUGCUGUGAAGAGCUAGACCCUGAGUCCCAGAGGAAGCGGACCGUGCAGAACGUCCUUGACCUACGCCAGAAUUUGGAGGAUACAAUGUCGAGUCUGCGGGGCUCCCAGCUUAGUCAUAGCUGUAUGGACAGUAGUAACGUGGGCUACGACAGUGACGAAACCAACGCUCGCAGCAUAUCCAGCAUGUCCAACCGCUCGUCGCCUCUUUCCUGGCGCCACGGCCAGUCCAGCCCUCGCCUUCAAGCGGGUGACGCCCCGUCCUCCACGGGCGGAGGAUACCAGGGGGGUAAGACGGGCUCCCAGUACACGGCCCACACGAUGCCAGCUCGCUGCUCCAGCCGCCUUAACAGCACGUCUCGCAUCGAGCUCAUCGAAGGCCUUGACGAUGGCGACCUAAAGUCUGGUUACCUGAGCGACAGCGACCUUCUUGGGAAGAGCCUGCCGGAUGACGACGAUGACAACCUGGCUAACGGUUGGGACGAGAGCAGCUCCAUCAGCAGCGGGCUCAGCGACGGUGACGGCGAUGGCUCGGAGAACCUCAGCUCAGAGGAGUUCAACGUCAGCUCCUCCCUUAACUCGCUCCCCAGCACACCCCUGGGAUCCAGACGCAACUCUUCUGCUAUGCUCCGCACUGACGCAGAGAAGCGCUCCCUGGUGGAAAGCGGACUCUCUUGGUACAGCGAGGACGGAAAGGCCGUCCACAAGCUCGACAGCUGCAGCUACGACACGGGGAGUCUCAAGACGGAGGCCCCGAGCAAGUGGAGGAAGAAGCCUCCGAGCCUCAGUGAAGACUCGGGGUGUAAAGGAGAACUGAGGAAGCCUCAGAGCUUGGGUCAGCCAGGAAGUUUCAAAAAGGGUCGUAAUCCUCCCAUAGGCGUGACCUCCCCCAUCACCCAUACCUCCCAGAGCACGCUGAAAGUUGCAGCACCUAAAACUGAGAAGCCACUGGAUAAAUCCAGGAUUUCCCUCAAAACUGCUGGUCUACAACGGUCCCGUUCAGACGCUGGAAGGGAUCACCAUGGAGAGCACCGCAAGCCCCCGUCAGGUUUGGUUAAACCCACAGCUGGAGCUUCCUAUGGCUACAAGAAACCACCAACAGCCACCGGUACCGCCACUGUUAUGACAGCAGGGGGCGCCACCAUCUCCAGUGGCUCUGCCACUGUGGGGAAAACCCCCAAGUCAUCUGGCAUCCCUGUGAAGCCUGUGGGAGGAGGUCGAAAGAACAGUUUUGACGCCAGCAGCGAGCAGAGCUUCAUGAUGCCAAUCGCCAGGAACAGCAUUCAGUACCGCAGCCUGCCGCGGCCGGCCAAAUCGAGCACGCUCAGCGUGAUUGGUCGCCCCGCGCCUCGACCUAUCAGCGGCACCAUUGAUCCCAGUCUGUUGAGUUUGAGGCCUGUGCCCAUGGCCUCCACGGGCCCCAGGGUUAAAGAGCCCAGUAGCUGCGGCAGUAAGAUGUCUAAUCGAACGAGCGCAGGCCCAGUGAACAUGACGGACCGAGAGAAGGAGAAGGAGAGGGCCAAGGCCAAGGCUGUGGGUGCAGACAUGGACUGUUGCUCUCUGAAAGGAGACACUUUGUCCACAGGAGAGUCCACUGUGAAACUGCACGGCCUGAGACGGACCAGCAGCGGCAAAUAUCCUGAACUGUCAUCGCCCACCACACCAAGGAUGCUGAACACUAAGUCCCUGGGUCGCCCACCCAGCUUGGCUCACCUGGACAAGGUCAACUCCAACAGCCUCGACUCCUGCGUGACCAUCCACGACCUCCCGCCCAAAGUCCCCCCUUAUUCCAAGCUGCACGACUUGGCCGGCUCCCACGUCCCCUCCCGCCUCACCCCCAGCCCGGCGCCCGUGCUCCACAUCGAUUCCCCCGGCUCCUACACCAGCGAGAGCCUGAGUCUGAGUGCAUCCCCGCUGCUCUACCCCAAGCUGUCCGGCAUGCACCGCAGCAUGGAGUCCCUGCCCCUCCAGAUGAGCGUGCCCUCCAGCUCGAGGUUCAUCAGAACUGAGGUGCAUGACAAGGAACAGAGGGGCGCGGGGACCUGGGGAGCCGGAAGCAGGACGUCCCUCAACCUCACAGAUAGCUUGCAAACGGACAGAAAUACCUUGCCGAAGAAAGGCUUAGAACGCUAUGGCUCAAGCCUGUCAGAUAGCGACGGCAAACCGGGACGGCGCCACUCCCACAACAUAGUCAGCAUGACAGAUAGCGAUAGCCCCCCUCAGCUGCCUUCGCCGACCCGCCCUCUCCACCCCUCCUCCGGCAAGGCCCCUCUCACCAACGUGGUUGCCCCAAUUUCUUGUGGCACCCCGAGGAUAUCGCGCUCCAACAGCAUAGGCCCGCCCAGCGAGUCAGCCUGCGAUCUCUAUGGAACCUCCCCCCUGGGCAGCAGUAUGUCCCUGGCUGACCGGCCAAAAAGCAUGAUGCGCUGUGGGUCUUUCCGCGAACCAGGGGAUGAUGUGCAUGGAUCCGUGCUCUCUCUGGCGUCCAAUGCUUCCUCCAACCAUUCUUCGAAUGAGGAGAGGAUACAAGGGGAGCAAAUCCGCAAGUUGAGGCGAGAGCUGGAGUCUUCCCAGGAAAAGGUUGCAGACUUGACCAUGCAGCUUAGUGCCAAUCUAGGCCAGGCUAAUCUGGUAGCGGCUUUUGAGCAGAGUUUGGCGCUGAUGACGGCACGCCUGCAGACCCUGUCGGUCUCCUCGGACCAAAAGGUAUCUAUCACGAUGGACUCUGAACUCACUGACCUGAAGGAUACCAUCGAGGUUCUGAGAGUCAAAAACACAGAGGCCCAUGAAAUCAUUCAGGGGGCUCUCAGCAGUCCGGACUCUGCUCCUAAAGAACUGCCGAUCAAUCGCCAGAACUCCUCCGAAAGCAUCUCCAGCCUCACCAGCAACACCAGCCACACCAGCCACUCCAGUAUUGGCAGUCUCAAAGAGCAGGAGGCCAAGAAGAAGAAGAAGAAGAGCUGGGUCUUUGAGUUACGCAGCUCCUUCAACAAGGCCUUCAGUAAGAAGGGCUCCAAGCAGUCGGGGCCGUACGCUGACAUUGAGGAAAUUUCCACCCCAGAAUCCUCUGCACCUUCCUCCCCCAAAGUCCACCAUGUUGGAGACAAACCUCCAUUGAAAUUAUCACCCUCUGCAUCAUCAUCAGGACUCUGUGAAGACGAUGAGGAGGUGGGGGAUGACAAGGUUGUAACAGAGUUGCGUACAGAGCUGUGGGAGAAGGAGCGUAAACUGACAGACGUCCGCCUGGAGGCUCUAAGCUCUGCCAGUCAGCUGGAGCAGCUGCAGGAGGCCAUGACCGACAUGCAGUCGACAGUGGAGAACCUGAAGGCUGAGAAUGACCAUCUGAAGACAGGUACUAAUCUGUCCCCCUGCCCGUCCCCUGGACCCUCCAGCUCCGUCUCCCAGUCCUCAGGUCUCACUGCUCUGGGAAGUUCAUCACCUCGACAGUCCGUAGCCAUGCAAAUGCCCAAGAGCUACAGCCGAGGGCUGAGUGAGGGGGGCAGCUCAGCAGACGUCCACUCAGAUACUCUCAGUCUUUCCUCUCAGAGGGAUGACCACCGUGUUCGGGUGGUGAUUUGUGUUGCAGAUUUACACGUCUUCAAAGAUGAGGUUAAACAGCAGGAUUUCUUCGUCGGCACCGUCAGGGUGAACGGCAGGAUGGACUGGCCCAUGCUGGAUUCAGCUGUCAGCCAGGCUUUCAAAGUGUACGUAGCCAAGGUGGACCCCACUUCUAGUCUGGGCCUGUCCACAGACUCCAUCUACAGUUACAGUAUGGGCCACAUUAAGAGAGUGCUUGGAGGAGAAGCUCCAGAGACACAGCCCUCUCGCUGCAUGUCCCGAGGCCCCAGCAGCAUCACAGUGGCCCUGAAAGGUUUGAAGGAGAAGUGUGUGGACGGCCUGGUGUUCGAAACCCUCAUUCCCAAACCCAUGAUGCAACACUACAUCAGCCUGCUGCUCAAACACCGGCGCCUCAUCCUGUCCGGGCCGAGCGGGACGGGUAAGAGCUACCUGGCUUCCCGGCUGGCUGAGUACCUGGUGGACCGCAGCGCCCGCGAAGUCACCGACGGCAUCGUGGCCACUUUCAACAUGCACCGCCAGUCAUGCAAGGAUCUGCAGCUGUAUCUUUCCAACCUGGCCAACCAAAUCGAUCGGGAAACCAGCACGUCAGAAGUCCCGCUGGUCGUUAUUCUGGAUGAUAUUCACGGGCCUGCUUCCCUCAGCGAACUCGUCAAUGGUGCUCUCACCUGCAAAUAUCACAAAUGUCCUUACAUUAUUGGAACGAGCAACCAGCCGGUGAAGAUGAUAGCUAACCACGGCCUCCAUCUCAGCUUCAGGAUGGUGACUUUCUCCAACAAUGUAGAGCCAGCCAACGGCUUCCUGGUGCGCUACUUGCACAGGAAGCUGAUGGAGUCGGAGGAUGAGAGGAGCUUGACCAAUGAGGAUCUGAUCAGGGUGUUGGACUGGGUGCCCAAACUGUGGUAUCAUCUGCAUGCAUUCCUGGAGAAGCACAGCACGUCGGACUUCCUUAUUGGCCCCUGCUUCUUCCUGUCCUGUCCAGUCACGGUGGAUGAGUUUCGAUCGUGGUUCAUUGACCUUUGGAACCACUCUAUUAUUCCUUACCUGCAAGAGGGGGCCAAGGACGGCAUCAAGGUCCACGGCCAGAAGGCGGUAUGGGAGGACCCGGUGGAGUGGGUGAGGGGCACCCUGCCUUGGCCGUCUGCCCAGCAGGACCAGGCGAAGCUGUUCCACCUGCCUCCACCCAGCAUCGGCUGCGGCAGCCCCGGUCAGCCCAGCGAGGAGCGGCUUCACAAGGAGACUCCACCCAGCUCCAUGGAAUCUGAUCCACUGAUGGCAAUGCUUUUGAAACUUCAAGAGGCUGCCAAUUACAUUGAGUCCCCAGACAAAGAAGACCCUAGUCUGCCUAAACUUUGAACACAAAGCUUACAUGUUACACUUAGCACUUCAAAUUCUAUGUGGUUUUUUUUCGUCCACUGUGAUGACGCAGUGCACGUUCAGGAACAAAUGAACCCUCAGAAAUGGUUGUAGGGUGAUUUAAACUGGCAUUCCCGCAGUAGGUUAAAAGUAUAAAUCAUUUUAUUACAUGCAGUAUUUUCAAAAGACUAUAUAUAUUACUUUACUGUAUAUUUGACUGGAUGACAUUCACUUUAGUUCAGAUCCCUUUACCACCACGUUAGCACUCAGUACUCAGUUAGAUUGGUGCUAAUCUAUCACUAAGAAACUCAUCGUCUCAGCACUUAGACUUCAGGUGAUUUCUGCAACAGCGCACGUGCAUCAUGGGAUACGGAGUUCUCAUCAACGGAAGCUAUUCUCAAUUAUUGCGACUCCUUUUUGGAAAAGAGUAUGACAGCAUGACAGAUGCUACUAUUUACUGCAAAGUUCUUUGGUACAUAUCUACUGUAUAAGUAUCUUUGAAGGCCAAAUCUUAUACAUAUGCAAUCCUGAACUUUACAACCGGAGCAGGUGAAACAAACAAAAAUGCCUUAAGAACAAAGACGUCAACGUCACAUCAACUUCCGCAGAGUACACUGGUGCUUUCAUCGUUGUCAUCUGAGCUAAGACGGUCAGGAGUCAGUUAUUUCCUUCAACUCUCUUCAUUAUUUAUUUCAAUUAAUCUUUAAUCUUUUGUUUUAUAAUAUCAAAUUAUAAAAUAUUAUAGGAUCAAUUAUCAGUAUAUGUUUUCACAUACAUGUUUUUUAUCAUUUUACGGCUUAUAAGUUGAACAUUUAAACUUGCUGUCAUACUCUUUUGCAUAAAACAAAACCUAUUUAUUAGUGAUGUGAGUUCAUCACUUUGUUGCUGCAAGCACCGAAUUUAGUUGUAUGAACUUUUAGUUUCAUGUCAAACAAGUGUCACCAACGUUGCCAUAUAUAUCAGGUAUUAGAUACUUAUUACACAGGGAUAAUAUAACACAACAAACACCCUCCGAUUAAACAGAUGCUAUUUGAAUCAAAUUCAGAUUUUUUUUUGUUCUACAACAUUUAUCUAGGAAAGAGUACAUUUGUUUCAAAUCUUUCCCCCCAUAUUCAGAGUAGCUACCGUAUAUAUUGUGUACAUACAACCGUGCUACAUGGCAGUUAUUUUAUCUAUAUUAGUUGGUGCAAAUAUCUAAUAUACCGAACCAAAUACUGUACUUUGAUCAUGCAUAUUGACUGUCAUGUUAGCGGUUUAAGUUCAACUAUGAAUGUAUAGAAAACACUUGUGGAAAAACAACCAUUUAGCAGUAUCUAGCAGGUGCUUUUAAAGGACGCCUUAUCACAAAGCUCCACAGCGAAACACUUCUAACAAUGUCUGAGUAGAGUGACUUUAAAGCUACCUAUGCCCAUUUUCAUUUGCAAGAGUUCAUCCACUUCACGAAUAGAAUACAAAAAAAUCACAUUCUCGUGCUUAUUAUCAUCAUUUAGGUACGUAUGGUGCUCUUUAACAAUAUCCCCAAACUGUUUUAGUGUCAAAUAAAGAUCACGUAGACUUUCAGGGUAGGUUAGCAAGGAGUUUUUGUGUCCUACAGUAGAACUAUCAAACGCUAAAGUAACGUGAAAUAGAUCUGGAAGAUGAUUUCUGAUAUUUUUUAGGACGUGUUGUCGAAGAAGUGUUGAAGACAUUAGACAGUGAAGUCAUGUGACACAUCGUUAGGUGUACGCCCAUGUUGAUAUCGUACGGUACUAUACUAUAGAACACUUUGGGUGCACGACACAGUAACAAGGUGAUUAUGGAGAGUAGAAACAAAAGAUUUAAACACUUUUUAAGGUACUUUGUGUAGAUUUUUUUUGUAAAGAAGCUCUACUGGAGUAAAUGGCAGACAAAGUGGUUGUGCAAGUAUUGUCGAAAUAUUUCACCUGUUCAUCCCGAACUGUGUCAUUGUUUUAGGUGCUCAGACUGAACGUCACAUGUACAUAAAUCCUGUAAAUGAAUGUCGGACCACUUUUAUGACAGCUCCAUAAGAAAGUUUAACAUUUUAAUUUGUAUCUGAGCUGCUUAUUGCUUCGUUAUAGCACUGUUUGCAUACGGCUGAUAACAAAACUAAUCCGCAGCUCUGAUUGGUCACCUGUAAACUAAAAAAAAAGGAUGAAUUAAAGACCUCCAAAGAGCAAAAAAAAGAUGCCAAUUGGCCAGUGACUGGUCACAUGCCGAUUGAGAAUAAUGUCAGUUAUUGUAAAUAUUUCAGGUAUUAGACAGUAUUACCAACCCUGGUCUGUUUCUGCAGGUUAACUAAAGCCAUCAGCUCCAGCUUCUCAUCUCAUUCACUGGUUGUUGUGCCUGUUGCUCUGUAGUAGCUGUGAUUUGUGUUUGCUUACUAGUGUUAUCAAGACUAUGCAGCAACUUCUACUGGUGUUGGCAAUCAGCGAAUGUCUGAUCCUCACGAGCAAACGCGGUGUGUUUUCAUCUGGUUUCUGUUUUUUGAGUUCUUAAUUUGGACCAAAUUGCGACACAGGACAAAAAGUGGAAGCUUGUUUCAAGCAGGUGGCACCGAGCCUUAAAGAGAGGAGGGUUUGUUUGGCGUUGCGUUGAGAACAGGGUUCAUAGAUGUAGUUAAAGAAAUGAAGCAGUUUGUAAGCUGUUGCAUGUGUUUUGUCCUUGUGAAUGGGCGACAAAAGUACUGGAAUUGUAAAUGGUCAAAUGACGAUAAACAAAGAAAGAAAAAGUUUGAAAGUCUAAUUGAAAUAGUUGACAAGAAUCAGCACUUAACUGUUUGCAAAGUUACGUAGAAUCCAACCAGAUAAAGAGAUGAAUCUGAUCUCUUUAGGCCAAUACAGGUUGCUGAAUAGUCAUAUUUUUGCAAAGCUUGUUGUGGACUAAAAAGAUUUUUUUUUAAAGAACUGUUAUGCGGUAUCUAAUGUCACUGACGUGCAAAUGUUAAGGGUUUCUAAGUGUUGUAAAUGCAUGUAAACUUGCUGUGUGAUGAGAAAAAAACAAUUUAACAUUAAUGUAUUGUUUAGGAAAAUCAUUCUAGAUAAUGUUUUCCUUUUUAAUACUCCAAAUAUUUGAUAUUUCUUUUCUUUUUUUUCUAAAGAAUCCUUUGUAAAACUUAAUUUCUCUAUUUUGUACAGGGCAUCAUUGUAAAGAUUGUAAAUAGGUCAGCAUUCUGGAUGCGGCAACAAUCAUUGAGGAGGGGAAACAAAGAAAUCAUCCUUGAGAGAAAGGUAUAUUUCUUCAGAGUUGGGUCCAGUACGUGGAUAAGGCAUGUUUCUGAAGGCUUUCAUCCACCUAUCACUGGUUGUUGGAAUCAAUAAAAUACAUGUUAUAUUUA
Molecule: messenger RNA, 9630 nt
Organism: Sebastes umbrosus (honeycomb rockfish)
Lineage: Eukaryota; Metazoa; Chordata; Actinopteri; Perciformes; Sebastidae
Gene: nav1b
Product: neuron navigator 1b
Exons: 33
Coding region: 510-6296 (1928 amino acids)
Biological process (GO): microtubule bundle formation; nervous system development; neurogenesis
Cellular component (GO): axon initial segment; microtubule cytoskeleton
Molecular function (GO): ATP hydrolysis activity
Source: RefSeq, a predicted model, not a curated record